GAGAGGGCGGGGCUUCGUGUGAAGGGGAGCGCAGCGCAGCGAAUGGGAGAGAAGGAGAGGAGAAGAGGUGUCCCUGGCUCAAAAUGCCCUUGCCUGAGCACUGAGGGCUUGGAGAGGCUGAGAGGAAGGAGAGGGGAGCUGGGAAAGACACGCCGGCAGGUGCUGAGGACAGGACAAGUGUAUAGGUCAGAAAUAAGUAAAAGAAAGCUUAUCAGGGGAAGGUGUAGGCAAGAGAUAAAAUAAAUAGAAGAAAAAAGAAACUGGCUAUUUUUUGGGAAAAGCUGGAGCCCACUUAUUUUUUUUAAUCCUGGUUCAUUUACCUCUGCACGGAUUCUCCUCUUCGUCUUCUUCUUCUUCUUCUUGCUCUCCUCUCCUCUCUGACAGACAGCACCACCAUGGAAACCGGGAGCCCCAGAAAGAUUCAGUUCACCGUCCCCCUGCUGGACACCCACCUGGACCCAGAGGCAGCAGAACAAAUCAGAAGACGCAGACCCACACCUGCAACUCUGGUGGCGUCCAGUGAUCAGUCCUCACCAGAAAUAGAUGAAGAUCGGCUUCCAAACCAGUUGUAUAAGGCUGCUCUGUUGAACUCUCCCCGACAACGAAGAAAAGGACAAAAGGGGACACCAACAAUGAAAGAGCUGCAGUUUCUUGUAGAACAUCACCUGUACAGGCAGCAGCAGGGAGCUGGAGACGAAUGCUCCUCAGAAAGCUGCUUGUCUGACCGGCCCAGUCCCGACUCUGUUCCCACUGGCGAGGAGCUCCCACAUGAUGACGAGGCCACUGCAGAGGCCUUUGAAAAGCUGCGCUGCCAAAUGGAAGAGUUCUCCAGGGAGAGCCUAUUAGAUGCCGGCGGUGAACUGGAGUGCCCCCUCUCCAAGGAGAAAAACGAUUGUUCCAGUGUGGCCACCGUAGCAGAUCCCUCGUCCCAGAAAGAAAAUGCACUAACAGACACAAAGGCAGGAGCAUCCAGUGCAAAUCAGCCAUCAGGGAAGAAGACAAAGAAAGUCAGCCUCGAGACAAAGAAAUAAAGACGUCUGUGCAGCCAAAUGUUGUCCAGUCUGCCCAACGCAGUGACAAAAGAUUGUCCAUGCAGAUUGAGGAACAUCAGGGCAUCGCUAUACCUCUGCAGCCAGGUUUUAGUUACCACCUCAAGAAUAAGACAAAAUCUUUCUUUAUCUAUUUGUGAAAAAUUAAACUACAUUUUUAACAGUUUUUACUGUACUGCUCUGAAGCUAGCCAAUUGUGUGUAUAAAUCUGAGAUUUGUGCCUCAGUAACACAUUCAUAACCGUGCUUCAUACAUGACAUUCCCUCUUAUUGAUCAAAACAAACAAACAAAAAUUGCAUAUCACUUUCUUUUACAGAUGUUUUAGUUUGUGCUAUGAGUUUCCUGUUUCACAUUGGAUUGAUAAAAUGGAUUAGCACAUCAUAAAAAAUGGAUGUGCUAAUGUAAUUAAAUUGUAAUUAGAAACGUGGUCCCUAACUGAGUGAGUUAACUGAGUGAGCAGUACAUUUGUGUUGAGUGAAAUUCAUAUCAGAAUGUAUAUUAACAUAACAUGCAUCACCUAAAAUAUAUGAGCUUUGAAUCUUGAAAUGAAUAACUUGCUGAAUUAUAAUAACUGGUUAAUUAUUGAGUUCAAAAAGUGGCCAAAAAUAAAUAAAUUAACUUUUAAAAAGUCCUUUCACCCCCAUUUUUAGUUAUGUAAUCACUUUCUUUUUUUUUUUUUUUUACCAAACAUGCACCUAUAAAAAGCAUCAUCACAAAGUCAGUGUUUUUUUCCCCAACAUUGUUUCAAGGAUUUUUUUACUCAUCACUGUUUAGCAUGAAUAAUAAUACUUCUGAAAGAAAAAAUUAUAACUUUGUUGAAUUGAUGAAAAAACUUCCUGUGACCAGAAUUAGCAUUCAACCGUGCUGCUAUUUUUUUCCAGCAGCUACUCAAGUUUGAUUAGACUCUAUUUUUUUCAUAAUUAGCCUGUAGUUGCUUUAACCUAGGGACCUGGCAUAUUUUCAGAUGAAAAAAGCAUUUCUAGCAUUUCCCUAAGCGUUGCUACCACGUCACAGCAUAACAUACUAAACAUGUUUACUUACAGUACUGUAUCGAAAUCCUGAUCAGGAUUUUUUUUUGUCCUGAUGUCAACCAACUUAAGCAUAUAGGCUGAUAAUUAGAGACAGUUCAAUAGACGUAAAUGUUUGUAAACUUCGUAAACUAACACACCACACUUAAUCAUUUUGACACUCAAUAACGAAUCACAAAUGUUUCCUCUUCUUAUGAUUCUUACCUUUUGUAAUUUUGUCCAAAUCACAAUUUUAGCUGGAUGGCCUGAAAACGCUGCUCUAAUAUGUAGGUUCACAAAACACUUCACCUCACACAUACAUAGCUUCAUUAUUUCCUUCUGAAGAUGAAUCUGACUUGACCAUAUAGAAACAGUUUUUAAUAAACUUAAUGUUUACAUUUUUGCUCCCUGCUUAAGGGCUGCUCAUUCCGUUUUGAUUACUUAUUGAUUCGUCGUUUAAUGAGGUUCUAGUCAUUUCUGUGCACAACAAAAAAAGUUGUUGUUCUACUCCAGAGAGUCACUACUUUGUUUUACUUGUCCUACAAUUUAAUGUCAAGUGUUUAAGCUGCAGCCGUCCCCUAAACUGACAGCUGUCUGUCCUUAUUCGACAAAUCAAGAGUAGCAGGUCUCCUGACACACACAGUGACCCAAUGCAGCCUCUUUCUCUCCGUACAAACAUCUUGAUAGAUUCUCAAGGGUCAAAACUAGAUUUGAACAACAAAAUAAAAUGCAUAAAUUACAAUGUUUUCCAAGCUGUAGUGAUUAGUUAAAAAAAAUUGGCCAUGCAAAACACAUCUAGUUGGUGUGGCAUUAAAUCAACAUCAUGAGGAGAGUUUUGGUGAUUUUGUCCCAAAAUCAAGAUGGAUACUUCUCUCAAAUGAUUUAUUUCAAAUUGAACUCUUGAGUUUGUGCAUGUAUUUUUUGUGUCUGUGGUGACUCUGUGAAGGGCUGGAAACUUGCUCAGAGUUUAUCUCAGUCCUGCCUAGUGACUGCUGUAAUAAGCUCCAGCACACUCUUUAGCAGACAACAGUCAAGUGUGGAAAAUUAAUCAUUUGAGUUGGACCCAUGAGCAUUCUACUUUUUGAAAAGUGUGACUUUAAUGAGUAGAUUAUUUCACUGCAUGGACAGAGUUAUAUGUUGCUCCUCCAUACAGAAAGCAGUUGAACCACCAGGUUGUAAAUGUGUAGUUGACAAGUGGAGCUCAUUACAUUGGGAUACAUUUGCAGAUUAAUUUACAUAUUUUGGAUUAGCACGGGGAAACUCAUCUCCACUGAGCAAACUGCACCAUCAUUCUUAACAUAUGACUGCUUAUUGGGAAUCUGAACCCAGGCCAUAAUAAACAUCUCAAUGCAUGGCACUGAAUGUAAAGUGAUGAUAUUUUUAGGUCUGAAUUUGAAGCAUUUACUAUACAUUGCUGUAUUUUAUACAACAAUCUAAAUAUUUAAAUAUGGACACGCAUUGUAAUUGCUGCAUUCUCUGUAAAAUAUUCUUCUAGUUUUGUAUGUGCUGAAGAAAUUAUGAAGCGAUCACCACUUUUUGAAUUGUUCUCAUCACAUUCUGAGGUAUUUGUUUCACUGCAGAGGCAUUAUCAUGUAGAUUAUGUGACAAUCCCUCCAUAACCUUCCCGUCAUAUUUACCAUGUCUGAAAAAAACAGAACCUCUUUAGUUAACACUUGCAGCACUGGCAAUUUUCUCAACAGCAAACAAAGACUGUAAAACAUUCCUGUAAAAGCUUUUAUUUCCCCUCCCCCUGUAUCUAUGAACCCUGUAAUGUUUGUGUUUUGAAUGGUAACAGUGUAGUUUAAAUGAAUUAUAUUUGGAAGUUUUUGUUUCUGUUUUAAUUGAAUGGAUAGCUGAUUUGCGUGUGUAAUCUACAUUUGUUUGAUACAAUAAAAUGUUUAAGUUGGUGA
Messenger RNA from Poecilia reticulata (guppy), 3966 nucleotides. RefSeq names its product protein phosphatase 1 regulatory subunit 1A. Gene Ontology annotation, molecular function: protein phosphatase inhibitor activity. Gene Ontology annotation, biological process: intracellular signal transduction. The record is from RefSeq and is a predicted model, not a curated record. Lineage: Eukaryota; Metazoa; Chordata; Actinopteri; Cyprinodontiformes; Poeciliidae. Gene Ontology annotation, cellular component: cytoplasm.